AUGCGUCAACAAAGGUGGCUCGAACUUCUGAAAGAUUACGAUGUUCGGAUACAGUAUCAUCCGGGUAAAGCUAACAUAGUCGCCGAUGCUUUAAGCCGUAAAGCUGUGGAACAAGUUUCUUCUUUAAUUGUUUCUACAGAGUUGGCUUUGGAAAUCGAACGGUUUGGACUAGAAAUUUAUCCGAGAAGGGUUGGAGCUGUGACCUACAGGUUAGCUCUACCGCCACAAUUGACCCACGUACAUAAUGUGUUCCAUGUCUCCUCAUUGCGAGGAUACAACUAUAAUCCCCUACAUGUCAUUGAAUAUCCUUUGGACCAUAUAGAGCCUGAUCUAUCUUAUCGUGAGGAGCCUGAGGCAAUUCUUGAUCGCGAUGAGAGAGACAGUAGUAAUAUUGAGCCUAACUACUUUUUCCCAUCAGAUCUUGAUGGCAUAACUUCUUCACAACAAGAAGUUGAUUAUGACAUAGGAGAGAGUUCAGAAGGAAUAAAGUUUUUUAUCCUGAAGGUCGAUAACGCGCUUAAGCCAAAAAUGAAAGCACAAUAUGCGACUAUAAAUGAAGUCGAAAGGAUGUACAGGGCUUAUGCGGACAACGCCGGCUUUGAUGUUCGCAUGCAUGUAAAAAAGACGAACAAGAAUGGCGAAAUUCAAACUAGGUGGUUUGUAUGCAGCAGGAAAGGAAACCCAAAAAAGAAGGAUUUUGAUUCGUUGUACAUGCAGCCGGGUGAGAGGAUUUAUCGUAAUACAAACAUCAAACGUUGUGGUUGUAAUGCUUGUAUAAAAAUCCAUUUGACAAAGGAUAGGGCUUGUUACGAGAUAUAUGAGUUCGUUGAGGCACAUAACCAUGCAUUGUUCAAUAAUAACGAUCGUCGUUUCUCUCGGAAGAAUAGACAGAUGAAGUAUACAGAUUUCAAAACUGUAAUAAAUCGCUCAAGCUACAAAGUCGGCACGAGGAGGGCUCACCGUAUUCAGACCGCAUUGAACGGUGGAUUUGAGCAUACUCGCAUCUCUGAAAUCGACUUCAAGAAUUUCAAGAGGGAUGCUGAGUUGAGUGCAAUUUUCUGGGUGGAUGAAGUUGCUAGAAUUAACUACAAAGAAUUCGGUGAUGUCAUUUCGUUCGACGGUACCUUUCGCACUAACAAGCAUGCAAUGAUUUUUGUUCCUUUCUUGGCUGUUGACAACCAUAAGGCGUCUGUUGUUGUUGGAUCCGCUCUUAUAAGUGGAGAGACGAUUGAUAACUUUACAUGGGUUCUAAAGGCCUUUCUAAAGUGUCAUGCGAAGCAACUAGUGUUCGUAAUUACAGACCAAUGUUCUGCAAUGAAGCAGGCUAUUCUGAAGGUGUUCACGGAAUCCAAGCAUCGGCUAUGUAUGUGGCACAUUAUGAAGAAGGUCCCUUCAAAGGUUAGUGUCGCCCUAAAUCAUGAUCCUACGUUCAAUAAAGUCAUCAACAAGCUCGUAUGGAACAUUCAUAUUGGCCCAUCGGAGUUCGAGAGCCGUUGGAAUGAGAUGAUAGAUAAAUACAAUCUAGCUGGGGAUACUUGGUUUACAGAGAUGUAUGAAAUCCGACACUCGUGGAUUCUCGGCUAUUACAAGGACACGCCAAUGUCUGGGCUAAUGAAAACAACCUCAAGAUCCGAGAGUUCGAAUUCAUAUAUCAACAUAUAUGAAUUGUACUUGUUUGAUUUGGUGCAAUUCCUUAAUAAUUACGACGUAGCUAUAGAGAAACAAAGAUACAGACAAUCUGUUCACGAAACAGUGACGAGAACGACUAAUCCCAAGUUUGUUACUCCAUUGCAUUUAGAAAGUCAUGCAUCAAGCAUAUACAGUCGGAAUGUGUUUUUUGACAUCCAAAAGGAAAUAAAGAAGGCUGUUUGGUUUUGUGCUAUUGAGACCGUCGAAUGCCGGGAUGAUUUCAAGUCGUUCGCGAUAAGCCACAAGGCCAAGAAAUCAGCUGACAACAUCACGUAUCUGGUGGGCCGUAAUUACUCAACAAACACAGUCGAAUGCGAUUGUAACCUAUUUACACGUAAUGGGUAUCUUUGUCAUCACGCGUUCAAGGUACUAAUAAAUGACGAAGUUGAAUGCAUUCCGGAAAAAUACGUAUUACGUCGAUGGAAACGAGAGUUGGUUCCAGUACAGAUACAGUCCGCAAGAGUUCGUUAUGGGGAGGUCAACACCGAGAAAGAAAAAUUGGGGCGUAACCUCGAUAAAUUCAUGGUUGAUAUAGAGAAGGAAGUUCCAUACGAAGACCCAUCCCAACAAAAGUUGGAUGCGAUAAGAGAUCAUCUAGGUGUUUCCAUAGCUGAUGAGGUGGACAUUCUACCACCAUCUGGAAUAAGGAACAAAGGUUGUGGAACUGGCAAGAGGCUGGUAAGUGUAUCUGAGAAAAUGCAAACUAAUUGCAAAAAGGCUAAAUGA
This is a messenger RNA of Cynara cardunculus var. scolymus (artichoke), 2415 nucleotides long. Its product is annotated as protein FAR1-RELATED SEQUENCE 5-like. NCBI's taxonomy places the organism in Eukaryota, Viridiplantae, Streptophyta, Magnoliopsida, Asterales, Asteraceae. The record is from RefSeq and is a predicted model, not a curated record. The coding region runs from base 1 to 2415 and encodes 804 amino acids. Gene Ontology annotation, molecular function: zinc ion binding. The transcript is spliced from 9 exons. Gene Ontology annotation, biological process: regulation of DNA-templated transcription.